Carya illinoinensis is the source of this 2048-nucleotide messenger RNA. RefSeq lists its product as uncharacterized. The transcript is spliced from 2 exons. The coding region runs from base 985 to 1737 and encodes 250 amino acids. The record is from RefSeq and is a predicted model, not a curated record. NCBI's taxonomy places the organism in Eukaryota, Viridiplantae, Streptophyta, Magnoliopsida, Fagales, Juglandaceae.
GCUCAUAAAUGAUACCCUUCUUUGUUUGUAGAAUCAAGAUUCAAGAAUGUAUGCAAUUUCCCAAAAUGGAAUGCAGUGAAUGCUUUGCUUUGCACCCUUUUAUCACCUCUGUUUGCUUGUGACAAAGCAGGAGUAAUGGCACCUGACAAAACCCUUCAAAAGUUCUCUUCAUGGUUAUGGGCUUCCAUUAAAACUUGGAAGACGUGAAGAAACUUAGAAACAUUGAAUAGAUCAAAUUUUAACACUCGUGGGUUGUGUUGCAGACAAUGGAAAAUGGGUCAUCAUUACUGAGAACUGUUAAAUUUCACAGAAGAAUUUCUGAGUUCUGACGAAAUUGGUGGGGUAUUUUUAUUUAAAGUCUAGCACUAAAUUUUAUUUUUGUAAAGGUUUUGGUUCAGAGCAAUCCAUUGGGUUAGAAUAUAGUCCGUGGAAAAAACAAACACUGCUUAUUUGAUGCUUGUUUGCUGGGAAAAUUUGUUAGCUAGAAGGGUGAUUAUUAGGGAAAACUUGAAGUUGCCUUUUUGAGUGUGUUCACUUUUUGCUAGUGGGUUUUGUUUGGUUGUGGAAAGAAGAAAGUGAAAAAUAAGGAUUUUUACCCUUCCUGAAAGUUGUGUAUCACUGUAUAUAGAUCAUAGAGUUCUCAUUCUUGUAAGCUAGUAUUGUUUUGAAGGGUCUCAUAAUUUGUGGCAUGUGGGGAGCAGAGACGUGUUCGACAUACAUUUGGUAAUUCCAAGGCUUUGACGUAGUAAAAACGAUAGUGGAAAACAAGGGUUUUGCUUUCUUCAAGAGAAUCGAUUGCAGAUGAGAACAAACUGUUUGGUGUUAGUGAAAACAGAAGAACCAGUUAUGUCUUUGAAGUAAGGCUGCUCAAGGGAAACUGGGAAACGGCUAGUUAUUUCAGCGCCUGAUUAAAGCUUCUUACUGCAGGGCUACAUUUUCCUUGGAAGCUCAGAUCAGGCCCAUCUUUUCCACCUUCUGUUAUCAAUGUUGGACAUGGGAAAAACAUCUGAGAAUCGAAUCUGUUCCUCCUUGUGCUUCUCCAGAACCUCUGGGCUAUGUAUUGCAGUCCUUGUUCUUUCUUUAGUUAUCACAUUCCAUGUUAGUUUUGGGUUGUCUCCUUUCCUUCUUAGCAUUCCAAUUUUGGUUCUAUCAACCAUGUUCAUUGUCACAUUCAAGAAGAAAAGGGUGAUUUUGGAUGAUAAUCCAAUGCAAGAUGAGGAUCUCAUCUGUGACCAGAAAAUCCUGCAUGGAAAAGAAGUUAGAGACACACUUCAUGAGCCAUUACUAGAAACAGCUAGCCAGAUCGAGGCCACCCGACAACAAGAAAAUGGUUUGAUGCAAGAGUACCAAGAUGAAUCGCUUCCGGAUAUUCUAUUUUCAUCAGACAGUGAAAGCAGCAAUGACUCUAUAAUAGGUGAAAACUUUGAUCUCAAGCUGAUGAGUUCCAACUACAUGGAACAAGAUGAGGCAAUCUCAGAUGUUUCGGUUUCUGAUGAAGAUGAUGAUAGCCUCAUUGAAAUAUCCCUUCCGGGAAGCAAGUCAGGUGGCCUAGAUCAUGAAGAGCCAAAGCAAAAGCCACAGUACUCCAAUAUUCAUGAUCUCUUGCCGGAUUCAAUUUUCCAGCAACAAAGCUUAAUGGAGCUCUUGACAGAGAUCAAUGAAAUGAAUGAGGAAGAAAAUUUGAUCGAGAUUGAUCUUUCAAAGGGACCCCAUCAAAUGUUCAAGGUUAGAGAUUGAAACUAGCACUGUAAAGAGAUCAAAAGGUUGCAAGUUUUGAUCUCAAUGAAUGAUGAUCAUGAGAGGAUUAGGGUUCAGAUGGGGGUAUAGGUGUUUGUUAAUCCAGUUAUGGGACUUCUGCCUUUCAUUUACAUGGCCUUUUCUACAAGGCUUGAGACUCUUGACUAGUAAGUAGAGCAUGCCUAGCUUAGCCUUUUUUUUUGUUUUGAUAAUCCCUUAAUAAGCACUCUUAAGGAUAAAAAGUUCAACUUUAUUUUGCCUUUGGUACAAAUAUUAAAAGGCAUAAACAAAGCAAAAGAGGCUUUCUUGCU